UCAAUGAUUGGAUAAAAUUACUUACCCUAAGGAUGGGCAUAGGGGGUCACGUUUAUGUUUAAAGCUUAAUUUAUCUACUGUCAGUUUUGCUCAUCUUAUAUUCUUCGAGUUCAAUAUUUAUUAAAAAAAAUCGUUCCACACUAAACUAAAAAUGUAAGAAACAAUUAUUAGUGAAAAAAUUAAGCUUCUGUUUAUUAUACAGAUGUCAAAGUAUAGUAGAUUUCUAGGCAACUUCGUGUGUACUCGAGUUCCCACUAAGUGUGUGAAAAAGGUCGUGAAUUUGAUAGAAUAUCGAUUAGUUGGCGAAUUUGCUGUUGCUGUUGCUUCUGCUUUUUUAAUUAUUAUUCAUUAUUAAAAAAGAAAAAGAUUGUUGAAAUGCAAAAUAUUUCUUAUAAACGGAAUCACACAUGUUUUGUCAUUUUUAUUUUAUGACGAUUAAAUGGCAAAAGCAACACAAGUAUAAAUAUAAAGUUCCGUCUGACUCCAUGAGUAUUCAAGAGGCUGAGAGAUGCCAAUUUCUAGAAUUUUAUAGGUGUUCAAUUAAAUUUAAUUGAAGAUUCUGAAAAAGAGGACUCAAAUACGUAAGAAAUACGUACUCAAUGCCGAUUUUUCUCAAAUGAUUAACUUUUAAAACAAUGAACGUGACAUUCAACAACAAAAACGGACAUUUGGGACUAAAUAGUUUAAGAGGCAGAUACUUAAGUAUGGAAUAACUAUCUAAACUUGAAGAAAAUAGAAUUGCAAUAAAUAGAAAUUAAAAAUGGAUUACGGGAGCAGCAUGGGGCCUGUAGCAUGUCCAGUUUGUACCCUCUUUCUACGAGAGGGAAUCAGUUUACAAAAACAUUUAGAUACACAUCCAAAAGAGCAAGUGAUUGAGGCUCUUAUAAAAGCAAGUGCUUCCGUCCCAAAUCAAAUACAGGAUUCACAAAAUCAGAUAUCACCAUUACCAAGUCAAAUAUCACCAUUACCAAGUCAGAUAUCGCCAUUACCAAAUCAAAUUACAUCUCCGUCACCAGUAAAUUCAGCCUCUCAUGUAUCGUCUCCGUCUCCUUAUCCAGUGGGUCCUGUUUUUGAAUGCCCAUCAACAUUAAAUGCAGUACUCUCGCCUCCACAAUUUUCAUCGUUUAGUUAUCAACAGUUUGUUAAUAAUGGAACUGUUAUGAUACCUCAAUAUGCGAUGGCACCACAGAAUAAUCAUAUGAUGCAAAUGCUUUAUUCUCCCUAUGGCAUGUAUCAUCAACAGCCAAUUUCAACAAUGCAAAUGAUUUCACCUGUUGCUCACAAUGCAGCUGCUGCAGCAGCAGCAGCAGCAGCCGCCGCCGCCGCUGCAACCGCUACUGCUUCUUCAUCCGAUACAAAUUCACCAAUAAGAUUUAAACCCACAAAUGAUACCGUUAAAUUGAAUUCUUCAACUGAAAAAUCAUACAAUUGUCCUGAAUCAAGACCUGUUAUACCUGAAAUUUUAGAGGAUAAUGAAUUACUCUCAAAUACUGAAAUAGCUUCAAAAGAUCAACAGGACAAAUGUGAUCGAACCAACAAUCAAAGAGUCGAAUAUCGUGAACAACAAACACAAGCAUCAAAUGAAGAAGAACGCAAUGACGAAUCACCCACUGAUGAUGAAAUUAUGAGAGAAAAUAAUACAAAUUUAGAACAAAAAGAAAUAGUAACACCUGAAUUAAUAAUCGAUGAUAGUGUCAUUGAUGAUAAAACAUCUGAUGAUUCUGAUGUUGAAGCAACUGAUCCACUUGACAAACUUGAACCAGAAAAACCCGAAGAAGAAGAAGAAGAAGAGGAAGAAGAAGAAGAUGAGGAGGAGGAAGAAGAAGAAGAAGAAGAGGAGGAGUCAAAUAAAACAUGGAAACCCGAUCAAAGAAAAUCGCCGGAAGUUGAACAAUUGGAACACCUUUUGAUAACAAUUAUAGAAUCAGAUUACAACGAUACUAAUAAUGAAAAAAUUCCAAUGGAUAGUGAUGACAGUGAUACAUCAUCUGAUUUAAAUAAAUCAACAAAUAAUUUAAAUUUAAAUGAAAAAACUUAUCACUAUAAACAUAGUUUGUCAGCGCCGUCGUCUCCAAUUUUCUUUAAAAAAUCACACAGAACACAUUCACGUUUAUCAUUGAGAGCUGAUUUUCGUUCAAAUGAAAAUAUAUCCACAUAUCCUCUUGGAUUUGAAGCGACAGCUUUAGAAAAUUUUGCCGAUAGAAAAAAUGAAGAGGAUCCAGAUGCUGAUAUGGAGGAAAUUGCAUCAACUGUUCUAUUUAAAGAAUGUCAUGAGGACGAACCAAUGAGAUCAUAUUCACCAUCAUCAAUUGGUAGCAAUAAUUCAAUUCUUCGUGUGCGUACAGAUCUUAAUAAUGCCACUCCUCUUUUAUCGAAUCUACAUAUUGAUAAUUUUCAACAAUUCGACACAUCAAUAACAGAUGAUAAUCUACCUAAAAAUAUUCAAGAAGAAAAUUUCAAUAAUGAAUUAGAAUCUCCAAUAGUGGAGAAAAAAAUAAAAGAUGAGAAACGAAAGGAAAAUAAUCAAAUGGACAAUAUUAAUAUUGAAAAUACAUCAUUGUUGACAAAAAAUUUAGAUGCAGAUGAAUCGACAAAUUCAAAGACUGUGGAAUCAAAUAAAAUAGUCUUUCAAAAGCCAUCAACGGAAGUUUUUAAUAUUAAUGAAGACGCUCAUAGUGGUCCUAUGAAUGUUUUUGAAUUUGAUGGUUUACAAAUAUUGGUACCAAGCACAUUUAUAAGUGAACCAUCUGAUAAGGCCAUUAGUGGUACAAGUCAACAAUCAUUGUCAAGCAGUGAAGGAGGAACUUGCAUUGAUGAAGAAAUAAAAAGUAUUAAUAUGCGAGCCGAUGAAAGUAUGCCACCAAGAGGGGAAUUAUCAGAACAAGAAAGCAAUGAAUGUACUGAUCAAUCCACAUGGCAGAUUUACAUUGGCCAAGAAGCUUCACGUAUGUCAACAUCAUAUGAUCUCAUGGCACGUGAAACCUGGGAAGAAUCAGAGGGUUCAGACAAUGAAAUUGGAGGAUCACUUUUAGAUUCUAGAUCACUAGCCACUCAUUUUACAUCAAGUUUGUUUUUAGAUCGUGAUCGUAAGACGCCGACGCGUCGAAUUUUUAAAUGUGCAUAUUGCACAGAAGGUUUUGAAUGUCCUAAAGAACGUCGAGUUCAUAUGACAACAAUUCAUAAAAAUGCCGGUGCCAGUAACAGUCAAGAACCAAUUCAACAAACGGAAAUAAAGGACAUUAAAUUAUUGGAGGGACGCAUGAAUAUGUUUGAAGAUAUUUUCGUUGCUGGAUUACAUGUUCCACAAACAUAUCAUCAACCAUUGUUACAUCAAUUACAACCACCGCAACAACUUGAUCAAGGACGUGUUGACACUGACAUAAAAGUAGAUAAUUUAAGAGUUUCAAAUGCAAUUGAAAUAACAUGCAAUAUUUGUAACCAAAGUUUUUCCGGUGAAAAGUCAUUGCAAAUACAUCAACGACGAAUGCACAUUAAAGAUUCAGUUAAACGCGUUAGGGAAAAUGCAAAAUGUCAAAUUUGUAAUCAAGAAUUUCCCUCAGUUAUUUUAUUUAAUGCACAUUUAAAAAUUCAUCCCCUUGAAUGUGGCCAGUGUGGUAAGUAUUUUUAUAGAAAACAAAAUUUCAAAUUACACGUAAAACGUCAUCUUGGAAUAAAACCAUUCCCAUGUACAGUUUGUGACAAAGCAUUUUUAACAAAACAAAAACUUGAUGAACACACAAAUGGCCACACUGGCAAUGCACCAGUUAAAUGCAAUUUAUGUAAUGAAACAUUUAGACGUUAUUCAAAUUUAACGCAACACAAAAAUCGUCAUCAUUUGCAUGUGAAGAAAAAGUUAAAGGACUAUAUUUGUCAUUGUGGGGAAAUAUUUCACACUAAAAAGAAAUUAGCAUGGCAUAAGGAGACACACGAUGAAAAACCAAAAGCAUGUACAUACUGUAACGAAAGAUUCAUUCAUAUGGCAAGUUUAACUCGUCAUAUGAGACGCGCUCAUAAUCGAAGAUUUGUUCCUGAUGCUCAAAGAGAAAGUGAAAAUGUUGAAUGUCCAAUAUGUAAAUGCAUUUAUUUACGAUCAUCAUUAGCUGUACAUAUGAGAGUUCAUAAUGGAGAGCGACCCUAUGAAUGUCAAGUUUGUUCUAAAGCGUUUAGUACAAAAUGGAAUUUACAGCUGCAUAAAUGGACGCAUGCAGCAAGAAGUACUAAACCAUUUAAGUGCAAUCAAUGUAAUGCUGCUUUUUAUCGACAUAGUGAUUAUACAGCACAUAUGAAUUCUCACAGGAAUGUUCGUCCAUAUACGUGCAAUUACUGUGGGGCUCAAUUUAUUAGAAAAUACAAUUGCCUUAGGCAUGUUAAAGAACACGAAGAAAAUAAAGCUUAUACAUGUGAUGUUUGUAACAAAACUUUUCAUAGAUCAUAUUACCUCAAAGAACAUUUACGUGUGCAUUCUGGUGCAAGACCAUAUUCCUGUCAUAUUUGUGGUAAAUCAAGUAGCACUAAAUCCAAUCACAAUAAGCAUGUGAGAAUUCAUCAUGCACGUGAACCUGUAAAUACCGAAAAUUAAUCUCUGCUUCGUGUGUAUGUUCAUUUUUAAUCAUUUUUUUUUCUUCGUUUUUUUAAGCGGCUUUUAAAUCAGUGUAUGCCUCUUAAAAAAAAAUUUUUAGUAAAAAUAAAAAUUGACUUUAUUGUCAAGUGUGCCUGUGCGGCUAAAAAAAAUUUUAAUGUAAUUUUUAUUAUUAAAUUCUUGAAAUAUU
Messenger RNA from Leptopilina boulardi, 4769 nucleotides. Its product is annotated as zinc finger protein 616. The transcript is spliced from 4 exons. The record is from RefSeq and is a predicted model, not a curated record. Gene Ontology annotation, cellular component: nucleus. The coding region runs from base 761 to 4579 and encodes 1272 amino acids. NCBI's taxonomy places the organism in Eukaryota, Metazoa, Arthropoda, Insecta, Hymenoptera, Figitidae.